CACAUACAAAACGGUCAGAUGAACACUGAAAUUAGAAUUGGCCAGACGUACCUUGGAGUUUUAGUGAAAGUGACGAAACCCUUUAGAAAUGAAUAGUAAAAAGAAUAAGAACAAAUCGAAACCAAAUAAACCCCAAACUCCGAACCCACCCCAAAAAGUAGAAGAACCAAGUAAAGAUGUUGAAGCUGCUGAAAUUGUGAGUGCAGGUGAAGUCGCAAGUGCGCAAAAAAUUGACUUACGUGUCCCUGAAAUAAUAAGUGAGGUGAUUCCUGCAGUGGAAGUGAAGGAAACCGAAGAUGAUUCUCCGAAGAAACCAAAAAGAAAUCGAGGUAAGAAGAAAAAACACGAUAAAGACGAUGAUGAAAAUCAAGAGGAAAAGCCGAGUGAAGCAGUGGAAAUAAUUGAAAUCGUUGAAGUCGAAACGCAAGAAAUUGUGAUUGAAGAAAACGUAGUACCAAAUUCACGAAAGAAAAAAAAUAAAAACAAGAAAGCUGCAGAUCCCGACACUAAAACUACAGAAAAGGCUGAAAAAGAAGUUCCUUUGAUCGAUGAAAAAAAGACUCAAGAAUCUGAGUUGUGUGUGAAAGAAGAAUCAAAACCUAAAGAUGCGAGUGACCAAGAAGCUAAGUCGUCGAAAAAGAAGAAUAAGAAAAAGAAGCGAAACGAUUCUGAGCGAUCUGAAAAAGCUGAGGAACUUAGUUGCACAAGUGCUUUUCAAAAAUUGUUAAUAGAUGAUAAGACUGAUGUUAAGACUGUAGAAAAUCCACCAAUUGAAGAAAUAAAAAUACAACCAGAAAUUGUUCAAGUGACUUCAAAGGAGGAUAAAAAUAAGAAUGUAAGCCAUAAAACUGCUUCAACCAAACCUGAAGUGGAAAAUGUAGAAAAAAAUACUGAUAAUCCAGAAAGUGCACAUGCAAUCCCACUUCAUGAGCCUGCUGGUAAAAAUAAAAAGAAAAAUAAGAAAGACAAAAAAGAACCCCCAAAAGAAAAGGAAAUUAAAGACGAUUCUGAUAUCGAAAUGCCUGAAAUUAUACCAAUAACCGAAACUGCUGACGAACUUCAAAAAAAUAUUGUUCAAGAAUCCCCGAAAGAAAAUGUCCCAGUAGAAGAUUCGUCUGUAAAAAGCAAAGAGGCAGAUGAAAAUGUGACACCAAAAGCCAAAAUCGCGAAGCCUGUUGAAAGGAAACGUAAAGGAAAAGGUGAUCACCAAGAACCAUCUGAAGCUCAUGAAAAAGAAUCAUUGAUGUCUGAAAUAAUCCAAGAAGAAGAAAAACCUGUAAAUGCUCCAAUAAAAGAAGAUGUCAAAACAAGCAUUGCAGAACUUAAACCAGUUUUACUAGAAACUAAAGAAGAAAUAAGCGAGGUAGAACUUAAACCUAGUAGUCCUGAUAUAAAAUCACUAGAUUUGCCUGAAAAAGAUAAAAACAAAAAACGAAAAAAGUCGCCCAAGCCUGAGAAACAAGAGCAAAAACCAACAGCUUCAAUUGAAGUUGAAAUGAAACCUGAAGUUGAAAUUAAACCUGAAGUUUUGAAAGAAGAACCACAAACUUUAAUAAAACCAACUGUAGUAACUGAAAAACAUCCAGUGGUUGAAAUAAAAUCUCAAGAUGCUAUAAUUACUGAAGCAUUUGAAGAGUUGAUUAAAAUACCUGAAAGCGACAAAAGUAAAAAGAGGAAGAAAUCUCCAAAGCCUAAUAAACAAGAACAGCCAGCUAAAAGUAUAACUAAAGCAACAGCUGAAUCAGAUAAUGAACCUAAAAAUAUUAGUCCGGAUGAACCACCAAUUGCUCAAAUGGAAACAAAGUUUGAAUCAAUGACACCUCUUUUCUCAAAAGAAAUCGUUGAACCUCAAAAAGAAAAGACUAUUUCUCCUGGAAAGAUUGAAAUACCUACACCUAUAGGAACAACAAAAGAGCUUAUGCCAGAAGCGAAAGAUAUUAAACCAGAUGACACCAACAUUCCUGAUACUAAAUCAAAGAAAAAACGAAAGAAGUCGCCGAAAUUACCUCUUGGUACUGACUCUGCACAUGAAAUAAAAGAAACUGUUGCGUCUGUAACAGAAAUGCCUCAAAAACAAGAAGCUAAGCCCGGAAGUAGUACAGAUAAUAAGAAAAAUAAGGCAAAAAGCCACGAAAAGUCUGACAUCUUCCAUGACAUACCUACAGCUGAAGACAUAGAAAUACGAAGCCUCAAAACUGACGAAUCCGAUAGUUCUAUUUGUGACUUUAUCCCUGACAUCAUCCAGCAUCCUAGAGCUACAAGCCAAGACAUUAUCGAUGAUAAUAAUAAUACAUUGAUCCAAGAGAUAACAAUAGAAGAAAUGAAAUUACAAAUACCUACUGAUAUUCCCGAUACACCCUUCAUUCAAGGAUCUGGAGAAACUCCACAAGUUACCCCCGAAUGUGUGUUUGUUGGUGUCCAAAUUUCUGAAGUAACUUCCGUUCCCGUGCCCGGCAAAGGUGAACAAGAAAAGACGGAUAUUAAAUCUAAAAUGAUGGAAGUUAACCAAGACAUGGAAGAAUUAAGACUUUCUAUAGAAAGAUCUUUGGCUGAGUUCUCAGCCAUGGAAAAGAGUGAAGGAGAAAUAGAACGAAAAUUUCAAGAAAAGACCGCUCAUACUCCUUUAGAGCCCAAAUCGCCUGACGUCAAAAUGCCUAGUGAACUUAUGUUUAAGUUACAACCUGAAAAAAUCGAAACUCCUAAGCCCCAAGAGAAGAAAAUUGAGGAAUCUAUUGCAUGUCCUUCAGUCGACACUAAACCUGCUGAAAUAACUACUUCGGCUACACAAACAUCGCAAAAAGGCUCUCAUAAAAAGGAAACAAAACCCAAACCAUCUGAGAAAAUGUCAACAGGUUCUAAUUUACCUCAAACAUUGGAAAAACAUACUGAAACAAUGUCUCCACCAAUCGUCCCUGCUAGAAAAGAUAAAAGUGUGAGCAAAGAACGCGAUGUCAAAAAUGUUCCGAUAAAAGUAGCUGAAGAUAUCGUCAAACCAACUGAAAAUGCUACUGAAGUUUUACAACAGCAAGAAACUUUACCUAACACAUCUACCCCGCCCACCAUUCCAGCAAGAAAAGACAACAAAAAUAAGGGGAAAAAUAAGAAAAAAGGCAAACAAGAAACCGCUCAAGCAGUCACUCAAACUGAAAGCACAACUGCUAGCUCUGAAUCAAAAGAACCAGCUCAAGAAUCAGCCAAAAAAGAAGGAAAAUCUGAACAAAAGUCUGAAACAAAACAAGAUAAAGAGAAACAACAUGCAGUAUUGCCAUCUGAUGACGCGAAAAAUCCCUUUGAUCUAGAAGGUGAUCAAAAUAAUAAACCGGAUUUUGAGCCAAUUGAAAAUUUUGAAGAUGCCAUGACUUCAAGUGCAGAUGACAUCAAUAAGACAUUCGAAAUGAUCGUCAACGAAGGCAGUCAAACUCAAAUCAAUGAGGCUUCGCAUGUAAAUCCCGAGAUUAAAAUAGUAGCUCCGGUAGAAGACACAAAACCAGAUAAAAGAGAUGAAAAAAUUAACCCUGUUUCGCCGCCAAAAAACUUGCUAGGUCACCCCGAUAUUCCUGUACAAUCGAAUAGAACCGAUUACAAAAAAGAAAAGAAUAAAGCACCGAAUACAAUCCUGGCUAAGGUUAAAAUAAAAGAUGCCGUUCAAAUUGAAGAUAACAAACAAUCGAAAGAUACUCAGACUGAUAAUAUUCGAAAGUUUUUGAAGACGAAAUCGAUUGACGAGUCGUUUUCGUCAGUGACCAAUGAGAAUGACGAGUUUGUCUACAAAUACAGUUUUAGAAAAGUUUUCUUGCAAAGCGCAUGCCAUGUUUGUAAGAAAGAACUGAAGCAAACUCGAGUGCCCUGUAACUUUUGUAAUUUGAUGUUUUACUGCAGCGCCAAACACAAGGAUGAGGAUUGGGCGAAACAUCAAGGAUUCUGUUUCGCCGUGUCGACCAUCGUGCACUUAAAGGAUCAAAAGCACAUCUACGCGGACUCAAAGAACAUCACGGGCCAGGACUACCGGCUGCUCCGCAUGCAGACUAUAGUCUCUUGCGAGAAGGUGCUGAAGCGAAGACUGGCGCCCUUCGAGCAGGAAGCCCUGCUUUAUCCUCGGGUGUGCGCCGCCCCUGCCUGCCGCGAGUGGCGCCAGAAUAAGUUGGUGGACUGCGAGGGCUGCGGGCAGAUAUCCUUCUGCUCGGAGCAUCCCUCACACUUUCCCAAGGCCCACCAGCGCUGGUGCAAGUCGUACUCCCUCUACCAGAAGCUGGUGUGCUACCAGCAGACGCGAGGGCGGUUGGAGCCGCCCCUGCCUGGACGGAUCAUGGCGGAGCCGCAGACUUCGGAGAAGAUCAACGAGGUGCUGGCCAGCAUGUAUGAGGAGAAGAUUGACAUGAACGACAUCCAAUACGCGGCGCUGACGCAGAUCGCCACAGCUCCACUGACAACUGCGUACUGCCUACAGACUUACGCCAAGCUCACCAACGCAAACGGCACUGCUAAGAAAGCCACAUGCACGGUCCACGUGGUGGGCGGGGAGCUCCAGUUCGAAGCUGAUGCUCUUCACAAGUGGGAGGUGUUCCUGCUGCACCAACGGCCUGGAGCGCGGGAGCUCGGCGUGGCCAUGGUGGCGCCCGAGCUGAAUCCGUCCUCGCUGCCGCUGCAGCUGCUCGCUAGAGUCAAACUGUGCGAGAACUGCCGUACCAACAAGCGCAGGGUGGUGUUCAGUUUCCAGGACAAGACCACCUACCACGACUACUGGGACAGUGACCACUUCCUCACCCCUGACAUUGUUUGCGCAUUCAACCCCAGCAUCAAAAGGUCGUCGAUGUACAACGGCAAAGACCCGUGGCCUAAAACAAUCAACUGCAUCCUCAAAAUGAAGACACCGUUUUUGGUCACGGCAUAUACUCUGACGGAACUCCAAAGGGACUUAGCUAGGAUCAAGGAAUGUGCUGAAGUAGACCUCAAGGUCCUCAUCGAACCCAAAUUCAACAGCUUCGCCAGCGUCAGACCAGACAGGAACUUUAUCUCUGACGAUGAGAUGCCGCUGCUCUUCAAAAACUACUGUUACAUGCUCGUUUGUGGAGCCUGAUUUUGUUUUUUGUGUUGUUACUUUAUUAUAUUUAUUGAAAUAUC
Ostrinia nubilalis (European corn borer) is the source of this 5121-nucleotide messenger RNA. Its product is annotated as muscle M-line assembly protein unc-89. NCBI's taxonomy places the organism in Eukaryota, Metazoa, Arthropoda, Insecta, Lepidoptera, Crambidae. The transcript has 7 exons. Bases 89 to 5077 code for a protein of 1662 amino acids. The record is from RefSeq and is a predicted model, not a curated record.